ACAGAGAUGGGAAUGGUGCCUGCGUCUAUGUCUGCCUCUGGUCGCUUUUCGUCGUGUAGCUGGAGGAGCGGCAGGUUUUGGCCGUAAGCUACGAGCAUAUAUAAAUAUUGGAAGUAGACUUGCUAUGUUUCAUAAAUCCUUUCUUUGUGAGGAUAAGGUUCGAUACAAUGCAGAAGGAAAACAGUCCACCUUUACCAUCAACACCUUCCCAUCGAGUUCGGCAUCGAACACGUUCAAAGUCAUUAGAGGUUUUUCCAGAUGUGAGCAAACUAAAUGGAGAAAAGUUACUUGUUAAUGAUCAAAACAAAUAUAAAUCCAUGUGGAUUAGAACAUACUCGUCGUUAUGGAUGCUUGCGAGUGUUUUACUCACUCUGUACUUGGGGCAUCUUUAUAUCUGUGCGAUGGUGAUUGUCAUCCAGAUAAUGAUGGCAACCGAGCUAUUUCAUUUACGUAGAAGAGCUCAUGAAGACAAGCGCCUUCCGGGGUUUUGGCUUAUAAAUUGGUAUUUUUUCUUCACAGCGAUGUUGUAUGUGUACGGCCGCAUUCUUAGUCAACAUCUUGUUAAUACAGUAGCUUCAGAUAAAUUCUUCUACAGACUUGUGAAUGGCCUCAUCAAAUAUCACAUGGUCAUUUGUUAUUUUUUGUAUGUUGCAGGAAUGGUGUGGUUUAUUCUUACUCUGAAGAAGAAGAUGUACCUGUAUCAAUUCGGUCAAUACGCAUGGACACACAUGAUUCUUAUAGUGGUUUUCACACAGUCUUCAUUCACAGUAGCUAAUAUAUUUGAAGGAAUUUUCUGGUUUAUUCUACCUGCAUCCCUCAUAGCAAUGAAUGACGUUUCGGCCUACUUUUUUGGCUUCUUCUUCGGUAGAACGCCUUUGAUCAAGCUAUCUCCAAAGAAGACAUGGGAGGGAUUUAUUGGAGGAUCGAUCGCGACUGUGUUGUCUGCAUUUUUGAUUUCAAAUAUCUUGGGACGGUUCCCAUGGAUGACAUGCCCCAGAAAGGAUCUAUCGAUCGGUUGGCUUUACUGCGACCCGGCACCAAUUUUCAAGCCAGAGUACUAUUCAUUCCCUAAAUGGCUCCCUCAAUUUUUCCCAUGGAGGGGAGUAUAUAUCAUGCCAGUGCAAUGGCACGCAUUGUGUCUUGGCUUAUUUGCAUCAAUCAUUGCACCAUUUGGUGGUUUCUUUGCCAGUGGUUUGAAAAGAGCUUUCAAGAUCAAGGACUUUGGUGAUAGCAUUCCCGGGCAUGGUGGUUUCACAGAUCGCAUGGAUUGCCAGAUGGUUAUGGCUAUAUUUGCCUACAUCUAUUUUCAGUCCUUUGUCCUCCCUCAAAUGAACACUAUAGAUAUUUUCUUGGAUCAGAUACAGAAAAACUUGAGUUUUGAAGACCAAGAAAGAUUGUAUUUGAUGCUUGGCCAAAUAUUCAAACAGCAGAAAACCUAGAGGAGCUUCAGCCAUCGACGGAGCAAAACAAACACAUCUCAGGUUGUAAAUUUCAUAAUGUGUUUUCCUGCUAACAGAGGUAGAAAUGUACAUAAUAUCCAGGCCAGCUCUCCGGCAUUUUCGGCUGGUUAGCAGCCAUUUUUAAAUUA
This is a messenger RNA of Andrographis paniculata, 1588 nucleotides long. Its product is annotated as phosphatidate cytidylyltransferase 1-like. Gene Ontology annotation, cellular component: endoplasmic reticulum membrane. Bases 168 to 1439 code for a protein of 423 amino acids. Lineage: Eukaryota; Viridiplantae; Streptophyta; Magnoliopsida; Lamiales; Acanthaceae. Gene Ontology annotation, molecular function: phosphatidate cytidylyltransferase activity. The record is from RefSeq and is a predicted model, not a curated record. The transcript has 12 exons.